GCUGCGCCGCAGUCUUUUUUACUGCUCCAGUGCCGGCCGCCUCCUGCCACUGCUGAGCGUGGGUAGGAGGACUUGCGGAGCCACCGACGCCGGAGAACCCCUGUGGGAGGCUAUGCUCCUCUAACCAAAGGAGAAGGGACCGUGGUGAAGAUGUCCGCCCUCAACUGGAAGCCCUUUGUGUACGGAGGGCUGGCCUCCAUCACCGCCGAAUGCGGUACUUUUCCAAUUGAUUUAACCAAGACACGGCUCCAGAUUCAAGGCCAGACAAAUGAUGCAAACUUUAGAGAAAUCCGGUAUCGAGGAAUGUUACACGCCUUAGUGCGGAUAGGCAAAGAAGAAGGGCUGAAAGCCCUGUAUUCAGGGUUUGACAGGAUCGCCCCUGCGAUGUUACGCCAGGCUUCCUACGGCACCAUCAAGAUCGGCACUUACCAGAGCUUGAAGCGGCUGUUUGUUGAACACCCAGAAGAUGAAACUCUACUGGUAAAUGUGGUGUGUGGAAUCCUCUCUGGAGUCAUAUCCUCGACCAUUGCUAAUCCAACGGACGUUUUGAAAAUACGGAUGCAAGCACAGAGCAGCACCAUUCAAGGGGGGAUGAUGGGCAACUUCCUCAACAUCUACCAGCAAGAGGGAGCGAGAGGGUUGUGGAAGGGCGUGUCCCUUACUGCGCAGAGGGCUGCCAUCGUGGUCGGUGUGGAGCUCCCGGUCUAUGACCUCACCAAGAAGCACCUCAUUCUCUCGGGCCUGAUGGGAGACACUGUGUCUACCCACUUCCUCUCAAGCUUCGCCUGUGGUCUGGCCGGGGCCCUGGCCUCCAACCCUGUGGAUGUCGUGAGAACACGGAUGAUGAAUCAGAGAGUCCUUCGAGACGGCAGGUGCUCUGGCUACACAGGUACCCUGGCCUGCUUGUUACAGACAUGGAAGAAUGAAGGUUUCUUUGCUCUGUAUAAAGGGUUUUGGCCGAAUUGGUUGAGACUUGGCCCAUGGAAUAUCAUUUUUUUUGUGACCUACGAGCAGUUGAAGAAACUGGACUUGUGACAAGUCAAGGCUGCAUGACCUCUCGCUCUGGAAAUGCCUACUUCCGAAACAAUAAGCCUCCUGUGUUUCACGCUGCUUCUCACUCACUCGCUUGGUUCAUCACGGAUUCUGAAGCAUGAGCAACGGAUGAAGGUGGGGUCGGUUCAUGUUGCUGCGUGUUGGCAGUUGAUGCUCUGCAUCAGAUGUUUAGUGCCACAAACGAACAUCCAGACACUGGUCCUUACCAUGGAAAUGACCUUCAACAUCGAAAACAGCGUAUAAAAUGCACGUUUCUUGCUAAAGAGAACUUGCACGAAGGUCAGGAACCGUGUGUGUUGUUUUCUCUGGGGGGCGGGAGCAGCUAGCAGCGGCGGAGAGCAGCCCGCUCUAGAGAAGCUCGGAGGAGCCGCGGGAGAGAGCCUCGGCGAGGGUGGUACCUACCGUUCCUGAACUUGUGCAGACUUUUCACUUGUCGGCUGAAGUCGUUUCCCGUGUGGAGACCUGGCCCUUUCAACUCCAGGUGUAGACAGUGCAGGAAAUAGAUCUCUGGAAUAUUGCACUGCUUUAUAAUUUCCUAUUUUGGCAGGAUCUUUCACUUACAAUAAGUGAUUUUAAGCCUUGACCUUUGUGAGGAAUCGUUACAAAGUAUUAAUAUCUAAGCCCAUGAUGGUGUGAUACGUUGGCUUUGAAAAUGGCAAGGUCGGUAUUGAUGGGAGGGGUUUUUAGCGGUUUGGGUCUGGUUGUAGGUAAUGUUGGUAACUUGCUCUGAUUUUAAGCGCAGUUUAUUAUUUCCCAGUCUGUGAAAUGGAGACAUGACAUCUAUCAAUGUUCAGGGUCAAAUGAAGAAAAUUGCAGCUGCUAUAACUUGACUUGAGGGUCAGUGUGUUUACAUCAGUCAUGCUGUUAGCCGGCCAGAAUCCCAGCGCCAGUCAGGUGUAGAGGAGGGUCUUCUUACCACGGGAUUCUCACUGGAAUCCCCGGCAAAACCCGUGGCUAAAGGCCUUGCAAAAAGAAAAGAACACAGUAUAAAUUACAGUUGCAUUAGGUUUUCAUUAGCGAGAUGUUGCGAGUAAAUUGAAGAAUUGUUUCUGGAUUUCCCAGACUUUACUUCAGUUCAGGUUAUGUCUUAUUAAAAUAUUUCCUGUCUCAGACUUCCUGAUUGGUUUGGAUGGAAAGCACUUGCUUCAAAUUUUAAAAACCCUUUCUUUAGUACUGCACCUGUUUUCUAGUCUGAAAGAGGUCCAUGGUAUCUUCCUUUCUUUUUCUUAGAGACAACAAAACUCAUUCUCCCUUUCCUUUCUCUCCUUCAUCUUGUUCCUUUGAAAAUAAAAAGUGACUCCGAGAGCCCAAAGAUCUUUAUACAGUAAUAGCAGACAGCCCUGGGGAAGGGAACAUAUUUACUCGGGUGCUGUCACUUCUGACCUUGGAGAACAGAACACACACCCUGACUGGGGCUCCAGGGCAGACCCUGCCUGGUAGGUGCUCUGUGGGUUCUCGGUGUGUCUGGCUCCGGGUUGCCACCUCCCUUGAGGCAGAAGAGAAGGAACCCAGGUUUUUCUUAUGGAUCGGGCAGUUUGCCCACCAGUCGCUUUCACUUGGCCUUCUUUAUUAAUGUUUACUUGGAAAAAGAUUUCGUGAGGCAGAAUUGCAUUUCCAAAAUUGAGACAGUCACUAAAAAGCGAGAGGAAGAGGCGGUGGCGUGGCAUGUAGGGGUUCCUUUGUUAAAGACGUAGCUAAGAGUCCCAGCCCCGUGGCCCGUCUAGCUGGGCCUGCAGAGCUGAGCUCACGGGGCCCUGCUCCUGGCACGAACCGUGUUUUUAGACAAGAGAUUUUCUUCCUUCUUACCAGGACAUUCCAUUGAUGUGGUAAGGGCUUUCUCUGGAAAGGUUUUCACUUUUGAGUUCCUUGAGUUUAAAGGAUUACUUUUUAAGAGCCACUUUUUUAUUUUUAAAUGAAGAAAACGUUCUAUAUUUUUAAGUGUACAUACAAUUUCUAAAACAGUAGAAGCAAGGCAUUUCGAAGACCAGAAAGAGUCAACGUCAUGUGACAUUCAUCCUCUCAGUUUAUUCAAAUCAUGUAUAUGUUCACACCAGGAUGAAAAGAAGCUCAAAGCUCACUGUAACACUUGAGUACGUUUUUAAGACAAUAACAGUAUUUCUCCAGGGUAGAUUUAUUAAACAUGUUAUAUAGAACAGGAUCUUAACCUGUGUUCAUUUUUCUGCUUCCUGAAAGAGUUCAUGCAAUUGCCAUGCUCCUACCCCAGAAAGAACUUAGGGACCUGGACACUCGGGCCCCAUAUUUUCAGGGGUGUGGCUCUACAGGUCUUCCCCACCCCCUUGGAUGUUGCUUAAAUGUGGCAAAAGGAUUUUUAGCUUUUAUAACUAAAAUGAAGAUAAUGGACUUUUUUGUUUGCUUGUGGAUUUGUGUAAUCAUUGAUGCUAAGUGUUGAUGAUCUGUGAUAUAAAAAUGGUCCUUGUUCAUAUUUAUUCGUGAGCUAGAAAUAGUAUGUAUUAUAUAAAAACUAUACAUUUUUCACAAGCCUUUAUAUUUUAAGCUCUUUAUUUAAGCAUUGUUGGAAUAUGUAGCAUAAAUCUUGUUUCAUUAUUUAAUAAACUGGCCUAAACAUAAUCCAAA
Molecule: messenger RNA, 3648 nt
Organism: Suricata suricatta (meerkat)
Lineage: Eukaryota; Metazoa; Chordata; Mammalia; Carnivora; Herpestidae
Gene: SLC25A30
Product: solute carrier family 25 member 30
Exons: 10
Coding region: 151-1035 (294 amino acids)
Biological process (GO): mitochondrial transport
Cellular component (GO): mitochondrial membrane
Source: RefSeq, a predicted model, not a curated record